CGUAGCUAUUAUAUACAUUUUUAUUUAAAGCGAGACGAUAUAUAGUUAGACAUUGACGAGAAAAAGAGGAAAAAAGAGCUCAAAAAGUUUUUAUGCUCUUUGAGAAAAAUAAAUGAGUUCUAAAGCCAGUGACGUACGUUCUAUAGUUAGUUUCCUAACAUUUUCCAACCGUGAAUCCAGACUCGUAUCCGGCGAUUUCUACAAAUUCCUUUUCCCCGUCUUGAUACUAUUCCUACAGGUUCUAAAUAGGAAAGAACCUUUUUGAUUAAAAAAGUAAAGACUGGCUUUGUGCAGGAAUCAAGCCUUUUGUAAGAGAAAGCGGAAAAGGGAAGAAUUUAAAAGCGUAGAAAACAAUACACGGGCCGACAUCUUUUCAAAUAACGAAGAACUGCGUUCUUGAAUCAGUCGGUAAAUAGCGCGUCGAUUGUAUAUGCAUGAUUGUAAGAAGAUUUCGAGCUAAUCAAGGAAAAUUACGGGGAGAAGAUCAAAAUUAUAUUUAAUUACAUCAAGGAACUGGCAAAAUAAUUUGAAAAUAACAUAAUAUCAAGAAUUCCAGGCAUAUAACCUCAAAAAGAGGUGAAAAACUAGUCGGUUGAAGCAAUUCCAAAAAUCCAGGAUUUGAAAUGACGGAAACUCCUGGCACAAGUUCGACCACUACUAUUUGCGAAUUGUGCAGCAAGCGCAAACGUUUGUAUACUUGUCCACGAUGUGGUAUAGGCUAUUGCGGAGCUGAAUGUUAUAAGUCUGAUGCUCAUACGGAUUGCUCCGAGAGCUUUUAUAGGCAGUGCGUUGAGGAUGAGUUAAAAUCUCAGGAGAACGAUCCAGCUGCUAGACAAAAAAUGAUGGAAAUCCUUAAGAGAGUACACGAGGCAGACAUGGAAAAUGAUAUCUUGGAAAAUAAUUCAGAUGAAGGGAAUACCAGUGGAGAGGAUUAUCCAUUGGAUUCAGAUGACGAGCAAGAACUUCUUGAUUUGGAAACCAGAUUGAAAAAUGUCAAUUUGGAAGAUCCAAAUGAGCUCUGGUCAGUCUUAUCUGAAGCAGAGAGGCAAGAAUUUGAAGCACUGAUAAAAAACGGAGAGGUAGAAAAGCUGUUGCCUAAAUGGGUGCCAUGGUGGACUUGUCGUGUAGAAAAAAAAUUAAUUCAGCUAAUUGAAGAAGACAUUAAGGAUGUUUAUAGCAAUUUAAAAUAUCCUGAGUUGAUAGAUGUACCAUUAUUUAAUGAAUUACAGAAAGCAUCUCCUUGUGUACUCUUUAAUGUGACGAACGUGAUAUAUGCUUAUGCAUAUGUUGCUCUUUAUUAUAUUGGAGAUUAUUUAAACUGUGCGGAGGAAGCUACCCAUGUUUUUCUGAUUAUCUGUGAAAAUAUUAGACAUAAUGAAGUUUUCAAAGAUGUAGACUCGGCAAUUGAAUCUGUUGUAGACAAUGUAAAAAACGUCGAUUGGUUGCCACAAGAUGAACAAACUAUAACAGCACUAAGAGAAGCUGGUGCUUCCAUUUCGCAAGGACCAGGCGUUGAAAUGAAAACCGUUUAUACAUCUGCGGCACUCUCCGAGCUUCAUCGGUUAUUGACAGCAGCGAAGAAAGAAAUUUCAACUUGCAAGAGUAACAAUCGGGAAUUCACAAAGAGAUUUUCACAGAAACUUAGUAAUAACACAAGCCUAUCGAAAAAGAAUAUACUUCUGUAUUUAAAAAAGCUAGAGUAUUAUUUAUCAUGGGUGAAAAGUGCUGGGACAGAAAUCUUAUAAAUAUAACGUGAAGUUUAUUUAUUAAAACUA
Molecule: messenger RNA, 1775 nt
Organism: Mycetomoellerius zeteki
Lineage: Eukaryota; Metazoa; Arthropoda; Insecta; Hymenoptera; Formicidae
Product: zinc finger HIT domain-containing protein 2
Exons: 6
Coding region: 624-1745 (373 amino acids)
Source: RefSeq, a predicted model, not a curated record